AUGGAUAAGGUUAACUACGUCAACAAGGCAAACCAAAUCUUUGAUGACAGGGAAGCCUAUGCACCACUCGCUGCAGACCCAACGAAAAAGCAAGCCGCGACUAUCAAGAAGAAAGUGAAUGAGCUUGCCCGAUUGAAGCUCAUAAGCCCCGAUGACAGCAGAUCUAUGACCCUCAAUGACCCCCGUAUCGCACGUGCGUACGGCCUUCCGAAGGUGCACAAGACAGAUGCGCCGCUGAGGAUCAUUGUGCCACUUAUUGGAUCCCCUACUUACAACCUUGCCAAGUGGUUAUACAGACAGUUAAAGCACCUCGCAAAUGGAUCGCAAUACAGCAUCAAAAACUCUCAGGCUUUCCUACAAAAGAUCCAAGGCCUUGAAGUAAGUCCUGACGAAUGCAUCCUAUCGUUCGAUGUUGUUGCCCUAUUUUCUUCAAUACCACACGACCUAGCGAUUGACAGCGUAGCCCGAUGUCUAGAACAAAGUCCCAUUGGCAUUCCAACAGAACAUGUUCUAGACAUGCUUAAGCUUUGCCUCAAGAAUUAUUGUCAGUUCGAUGGCAAGUACUAUCAACAAGUAAAGGGCACCCCAAUAUCGGGGCUGCUUGCAGAACUAGUCUUGCAGCGACUAGAACAGGAUGUUGUGCACACCUUCGAACCAAAAAUGUGGCUCCGCUACGUGGACGACACAUUUGUCAUCAUAAAGACCAGGGAAGUUGACCGAUUGCAUCGGAGCUUAAACAUCGUCUUCCCGGCUAUACAGUUCACCCGCGAGGAAGCAACAGGAGACACCCUCCCGUUCUUAGAUGUGAGCAUACAAAGACGCCGUGAUGGCAAACUAGCGACAAGCGUCCACAGAAAAGACUAG
This is a messenger RNA of Spirometra erinaceieuropaei, 864 nucleotides long. The record is from the annotation of a GenBank genome assembly. NCBI's taxonomy places the organism in Eukaryota, Metazoa, Platyhelminthes, Cestoda, Diphyllobothriidea, Diphyllobothriidae.